Oryza brachyantha (malo sina) is the source of this 3224-nucleotide messenger RNA. RefSeq lists its product as uncharacterized. The coding region runs from base 28 to 2892 and encodes 954 amino acids. NCBI's taxonomy places the organism in Eukaryota, Viridiplantae, Streptophyta, Magnoliopsida, Poales, Poaceae. The record is from RefSeq and is a predicted model, not a curated record. The transcript is spliced from 10 exons.
UCUUUGCUGAUAUGGAGAACACCUUGGAUGUGGGCAUGCAUCAACAUCGAAGAUAAGUUCUACAAGGUGGCCAUGGAUGAUCCAUCUUGCAGUUGCAGAUUCCUGUUGUUGCUGUUGCUAUGUUUUGUAGCAUGUGUUCUCCUGGAGUCUGCUGCUUCUGUUCAUUCAUGGUGUCCGUUACAUCCCAGCCCGGGGCAGGAAGCAAAGUUUAAGCAGAAGACAAACAAGUUUUGGGAGUACAAGGAACAGAGCAAUACCUGGGUGGAAAUAAGCAUGCCUUUCAAUUUGAUGUCCUGCAUCAAUGAUACCUGCACAAAGGUAGGAUCAAUCGAGCAACUGGAAAGGAGACAUGGACAUGCUUCUAUUUCUAGUCAGAAGAACAUAGAGCUUGAUGGCAGUGAUCAAGCUGAUAGAAAUGAUCCAGUCUUACCAAUAAGAAAAAGGAUUUCCUUGACAAGAAUGUCAGAAUCAUCUGUGUGGGUGACAGGGCAAAGUGGAUCAAUAUAUGAGAGGUUCUGGAACGGGCUGGUAUGGGUGAUUGCUCCUCAUGAACUACCGAUUUCAGCUGGCUAUGCUACAGCAACUUUCAUUGUUAAUACAACUAUUCUUGCUCUCUCUGAGGCUGGAAUCCUCUAUCAACUACAGUUAAAUGAACAUGCACAGCCUAUCUGGACAGAGGUGACAUUCAACUCCGAACAACAAUUCACAGACCUUGGAGAAAAAACACAAAGUCAAGCUAUGUACAUAAGAAACGGGAUAGUAUCCUAUGAUGGAAGGAAACUUUUCCUAUCUAUCACAAAUGGAUCCCUGCUAGAGGUCACAGAACUUCAGCCCCUAAGGUGGAUUUACCAUGGCCGCCCACCAGGAGGAGAUGUAUCAUAUAUAUCUGAUGCUGGGAACGCAAGACCAGGGACAGUGUUCACAGUAAGUUCUAUGGGAGACUUGUAUGAGUUUGACAAAGAGUCAAGACCAUCAUGGAAAAAGCACAUAUGGAGUGAAGAAACAGCAGAAAAUGUCUCAUUAAGCUCAUCAAUUGGAUGUGCUUUGCAUGGCCUGCUAGGAUCUAACUCAGUGUCCCUUUUCCUGAUAACAAAGGAUGGUUUAUUAGUGGAGCGUCGCUUGCAUAGAAGGAAGUGGAAAUGGUAUAAACAUGGAGCUCCUAAGAGUCAAAGACUUAGUUCCAUUACAGAAGUGCAACAGGAUGAAUCUAAUGACGCACCUUCAAUGUAUUUUACGACAACCACAGGAAAAGUAUAUGAGUAUCAAUUCCCAAAAUACAGAGGUGGAGCUCAAAGCAAUAAGAUCAGAGGGCUAUGGGUCAAUCAUAUGUCUCCUGAGAAUACAAAGGUCGCAAGAAACGUCCAGGGUGUACAGAUUCAAGUUAGCCGAAUGAUAUUCCCACUGGAUGAUGGCAGGCUUGGGGAGCUGCAUUUGCCUGGUAUGGGUGGUGACGAUUUUGGUCCAAGUCAACACUAUAGCAUGAAAAGGAAAGUGCCAAACAAGUAUGAGUGGUCCAUUCUAGAUGCACCAGAAACAGAAGGGUGGAAUGCAGAAUAUUGCACAGAGGAGCAUGGUCCAAUAAACUGUAUUACCGGAGCAAAAAAUGUAGCUGCAGAUACCAAACCAAAUGACUUGAGCAAUAUCCCGCCUUCCAGAAGGCGUAAAGAAGACGAUAAGCAACAAUACCUGUAUGUUACUACCCAUGAGAGAGAUGACACGGAAUCAUAUUACUUUCUAUCAAGAAGUAUUGAUCUAAACUUCCAUAUGCGGGUGAUGCAUGCAGAUAGAUCACUUUUUCUCAUAACAGAUAAUGGCUUUACUUUUGAAUAUCUAAACAACAACGGUGUCUGGCUAUGGCUAAGACAUGAACACAGUACUUCCAUGAAAGGUACAGUAGGAAGCUAUAAUGGCAGCUUGUAUCUUGUCGACGUUUACGGGAACCUGCAUAUUAGAGAAAGAAAUGGAGAUGAACUAUUAUGGAUCAAUUGCACAGCAAUGAGGAAGGGAAGACAGGUCGCGAGUGGGUCUCCAUGGGAUGGCAUCCCAGGUUUACCACGCAGAGUGACGACAGAUGACGCACUCUUCUUUGUUAACAAGAGAGGCAGGCUGCUACAGUUCACGGUUGCAUUACGGAAAUUCAAGUGGAAGGACUGCCAAAGCCCUCCAGAUACCAAGGUUGCAUUCAUAGUGGAUCAGGAAGUCUUCAGACGAAAUGUCAUCUUUGUGGUUGGCCGCAAUGGCCGCCUAUACCAGUACAACAGAAUCACAGAGCUAUGGCAUAAGCACUACCAAUCACCUCAUCUCAUCCUCUCACGAUCACCAGGGACAGCAAUGAGGCCGUCCCAUCUCUCCCUCACCGGUUCAAUCUUCAUGGUAUCAGAGCACGGCGGCCUAGUUGAGUACCAUUUCAGCCCCCAGGACGGGUGGGAGUGGGUGGAGCACGGGACUCCCCACCGGGACGUGACCAUCGCCGGCGCCCCGGGGCCGUGCUUCGACGGCUCCCAGCUGUUCGUCAUCGGGUCCGACGGCAACGCCUACCGGCGACACCUUGAAGACUGGACGUGGAAGUGGACGAACCACGGGCACCCGUCGGCACCGCCCGCCGUGCCGGCGCUGGACACGGCGGGUGGCGGCGACAAGAGCUGUGCCACCCCGGGCUCCGCCGACGCGCACUACGCGGACGGCUUCGUGGGGAACUGUGACGAAAAGGUGGCGGGCGCGCGGCCGGUGCCGUUCUCGGAGGAAGCGGUGGUCUUCGAGCUACGGGAUGGCAGGCUGGCGGAGCUGCGGCGAGGAGGAGCGGACGGGUGCGGCGGCUGGGAGUGGGCGCGGAUCAUCGGCACGCCGGCCAGCGCCUGCAUGACCAGCUACUGGACGGCCGUCGCCACGUAGCCGCCGCCGCCGCCCGCCGAAGCGAGAGCGCAGCGCGCGCGGGCGGCGCUGAAAUUUUGGCGCGAGCGAAAGGUGUAAUACGUGUACAGUAAGUUGUACUGUGCCAGUAUAGGCUAGUUGCACAGUAGGGCGAUACGGGUAUAGUACACUGUACACCGUAUUAAUACGAGUAUAUUUUAAGGAUUAAUAGUCUAUUUAGGUAGAGUAGAAUGUACACGCUCAGGGUUCUUGAUGGGCCUUCGUAUCAAACAUCAUGAGUUCAUGACGCGUCCUAACUUAUCAAAGCAUAUGAAAAACCCAAAUAGCUCUUUGAAUACUCGCAGGCUCAUAUU